AUGGCAUUCAAGGUAUAUAUACUGGCCGCUCUUGUGGUUGUUGCCAUCGCCCGUCCAGAUAAUCCGCCUACAUAUGGCUACUCUGCUCCCACACCCUCUUACGCACCCGCCAAGUACGAUUUCAACUACGCCGUAAACGACCAGUCAUCAGGCAACGACUUCGGACAUCAGGAAGCCCGCGAUGGUGAAAACACGCAGGGAUCCUACUACGUCCUACUUCCCGACGGUCGUCUGCAGAGGGUCACCUACACUGUCAAUGGAGAUUCCGGUUAUGUAGCUGAUGUAACCUACGAAGGAGAGGCUCAGUACCCCACCCCACAGGCCUCCUAUGGUCCUCCUCAGCCUUCCUAUAAGCCACCUACCCCCUCAUAUGCUUAA
This is a messenger RNA of Penaeus chinensis, 378 nucleotides long. Its product is annotated as pro-resilin-like. Lineage: Eukaryota; Metazoa; Arthropoda; Malacostraca; Decapoda; Penaeidae. The transcript is spliced from 2 exons. The record is from RefSeq and is a predicted model, not a curated record. Gene Ontology annotation, cellular component: extracellular matrix. The coding region runs from base 1 to 378 and encodes 125 amino acids.